GGGGGGGGGGGAGUGAAAAGUAAUGUGAGAGGGCUUUCUUUCAGAGAGUUUAUCAUUUGUGGAUUGCAUCGACCUGUGUGCUAGUUUUGGUUAUGAGGAAGGUGGCUGUGGGGGCAGCGGUGGUGUGCGCGGAGGCGGUAUGUGCUGCGGCGGCGCUGGUGGUGCGCCACCGAAUGAAGAGCUCCGGGCGGUGGGCCAAAGUCAUCUCCAUAUUAAAAGAGUUGCAAGAGAAGUGUGAGACCCCGACGGGAAAGCUCUGCCAGGUGGCCGACGCCAUGACGGUAGAGAUGCACGCCGGACUCGCCUCCGAAGGCGGUAGCCAUCUCAAGAUGAUCAUCAGCUACGUCGAUAACCUACCCACCGGAGAUGAGAAAGGAUUAUUUUACGCAUUGGACCUUGGUGGCACAAACUUCCGUGUCCUGCGUGUACAGUUGGGUGGGAAAGAAAAGCAUGUUAUCAAUCAAGAAUUUGAAGAAGUUUCGAUUCCUCCUCAUUUGAUGGUUGGAACUUCUGAGGCAUUAUUUGAUUUUAUUGCUGCGGCACUUGCAAAAUUUGUUGCCACAGAAGGUGAAGAUGAUAAUCUUUCACCCGGUAAACAAAGGGAGCUUGGUUUCACAUUUUCCUUUCCAGUUAGCCAAUCAUCAAUUGCAUCAGGGACUCUCAUUAAAUGGACCAAGGGAUUCUCUAUAGAAGAUGUGGUUGGACAAGAUGUGGUGGGAGAGCUGUCAAAAUCCUUAGAAAGAGUUGGCCUUGAUAUGCGUGUGGCUGCUUUGGUGAAUGAUACAAUUGGAACAUUAGCUGGUGGCAGAUAUAACCACCCUGAUGUCAUAGCUGCUGUGAUCUUGGGUACUGGAACUAAUGCGGCAUAUGUGGAGCGAGCGCAUGCAAUUCCCAAGUGGCAUGGUCUACUGCCCAAAUCGGGAGAGAUGGUGAUCAACAUGGAAUGGGGUAACUUCCGAUCAUCACAUCUUCCAAUAACAGAAUACGAUCAAACUCUGGAUGUAGAGAGUUUGAAUCCUGGAGAGCAGAUUUUUGAGAAGAUGAUUUCUGGCAUGUAUCUGGGAGAAAUUGUACGCAGAGUCAUGUGCAGGAUGGCCGAAGAAGCUGCCCUUUUUGGUGACACAGUCCCACCAAAGCUGAAAAUUCCAUUUGUUUUAAGGACUCCUCACAUGUCUGCUAUGCAUCACGACUCGUCUUCUGAUCUGAAAGUGGUCGGGAGCAAGCUAAAUGAUAUUUUAGAGAUAUCGAAUACUUCUCUAAAAACAAGGAAAGUAAUUGUUGAGCUUUGUGACAUUGUUGCCACUCGUGGGGCUCGCCUUGCUGCUGCUGGGAUUCUUGGCAUCCUCAAAAAAUUGGGAAGAGAGACGGUGAGGGAGCGGGAGAACCAGAAGUCAGUCAUAGCAUUAGAUGGUGGACUGUUCGAGCACUACAGCAAAUUCAGAGAUAGUUUGGAGAGCACCCUUAAUGAGUUACUGGGAGAGGUUUCUGAAAAGAUUGUCAUUGAGCAUUCCAAUGAUGGAUCGGGCAUUGGAGCUGCCCUCCUGGCGGCCUCUCAUUCCCAUUACCUUGAAGUUGAGGAGCCUUGAUUCUAGUCAGAGCCCCGGUAUUCCCAUGAUGCAGCUUUGACAUUUAGGUUUUGUAUAUUUUCCAAUUCCCCUACUUUCUUCGCAACUUCCAUUGGAACAUUUAGAGUUUUUUUCUUUCCUUCCUACUAUAAGAGAUCACGCUCGCAAAACCAUAAUUUAUGGCCCUGUGAGGGAGGCUUUUAACUGAACCGACGCCUCCCAAAAACUACAUUAAUGGUUUGCCAUUCUGCUCUUUUUCUAGCAUUGGAAGUUUGUUGGUACAGAGAAAAUACGGCAUAAAGACGGGAUUAAAGCUGUUAAUUUGAGUAGCAACUUUUGGUGUAAGAUUCUCCUCUGGUCUAUUUAAGCAAAUACAACAAAUGUUAUGGGAGUAGUUGCUAUUGCAAGUGGUGUUUGUAUAUACAGAUACUAAGCAUUGUCGUGUUGAUGGAGCAUGGAGA
Messenger RNA from Ilex paraguariensis (yerba mate), 2026 nucleotides. NCBI's taxonomy places the organism in Eukaryota, Viridiplantae, Streptophyta, Magnoliopsida, Aquifoliales, Aquifoliaceae. The record is from the annotation of a GenBank genome assembly.